GCCGUAAUAAACUGGGCCUGCAUAUGGCACCAUCUCCGCUCCGCCUCGCGACGGUCCUGCUUCACGCGGCCGCCUCCGCCGCGUUCAGCCUCCCGGCGCUGCCUUCUCGCGCCGCUCCUCGCUGUGCUGUGGCGUGCGGCUUUUCGGUCGACACCGUCGACCAAAAGGCGAUCGAGGAUCUCGGCGUCUUCAACUGGCCCGGCCUCGAGCGGCGCGUGCAGGACUUUGCCGAUGCGGCCGUCUCGGGGAAGCUCAAGAUGGUGUACGUAAAGUCAGGCUCCGCAACCAUCGAGGACGGAGAGGACUCGGCUGACAUCAGCGCCGGCCAGAUGGUGAUGAUCGACGACAAGGGCGAGACGCGGUGGUCCAAGAUCUCGGAGGAGGGACUGGUGCUUCUCUCCUGCGAGACGGUGCUCGCGGAGGAGGGUGCUGCCGCUGAGGAGGCUGUUGCUGCCAGCGCGGGCCAGCGCGACCUGAGCGGCAAGCCGCUGGGCGAUGCGAUCCAGGAGGACUCGCUCGACGUAACCCUCGGCGGCCUACUCACGCAGCUAGCGCUGGGACUCGCGAGUGGAGGCAUGCUCGCCGUCGGCGUCAAGCUCUUUGUCACGCCUGACUCGCCGUAGCUGCGUGCGGCGUGUGGGCGUGUGGUGUCAAUCCUAAAGGUAAAAGCGUGUUGCCGCUGCCAAUGGCCAAUGCGCCCAAAUCGGCGUCUCUCUCCCGCCUCCGCCCUGGCUCGCUCUCUCGCGUUUUAUUUUCCUGUACACCCGUGAAGUUACUUUA
Molecule: messenger RNA, 780 nt
Organism: Emiliania huxleyi CCMP1516
Lineage: Eukaryota; Haptophyta; Isochrysidales; Noelaerhabdaceae
Exons: 1
Coding region: 24-623 (199 amino acids)
Source: RefSeq, a predicted model, not a curated record